GUACAUUAAGGAAUGCCCUGUUUGUGGAACCCCAGUCAGAUUCCAAGAAUAUGAUUCUGGAUUUCACAAUUUCAAUAACAAAGUGUUCCUCACAAUCCCUCUGUGCUCACUUUUGACAACAGGUCUUUCAAACCACAUUGCUGUUGGACGUUUUUUGCGUACAUUGGGGGAACACAGCAAAGUGUACAUUCCUCGCAACAAAAUAAGGAAAAGCUUUUUACCACUUCUCUGCUUUGAGGAGCUACACCUACAAUUACUUUUGUUAUCGCUGUGGCCAUCAUCCUCCUAUUUUGAUUGCUGACGCCAACUGGAAAGUGGCCUUUGACUUACCAGUGCAUCUCAUGAGACGACCAGACCUGACAAACACCACUUCACAGGACACACAGGUGAAUGUUUCAUCUAGAUGGGAAAACCCUGAGAAAGAGAUAAUUGCAACAGGACUUUGUGAUGGGUCAUCUCAAAACCCAUUUUCUAGCUCCCUGACAUACUCUGCCUUUACAUCAUGGAUUGGUCAAUACUCAAGAAUAUCUGAUGUCAUACCCAAGACUGAGAUUUUGAAAGGCCUCUCCCAGAAAGACAGAUUGUGGACAAAGAGGACAGAUGAGGAAUUUGAUGAGGACCGAAUUUUGCAAGUAUUAGAGCUCAAAGGGCCUCGAAGAGAAGAUCUUACAAUGGCAUGCAAUGCUCUAGGCAUUUCAGCAAGUGGAUCACAGUCUGACCUCAUUAAUAGGCUUGAGGAACUUCUGUUGUAUAAGGAUAUAUAUCCAAAAAUGUUUGUGAAGCUUCACAAAGCAGGAGGAGGGGUACUGCAUCUUGGGUGCACCCAUGGUGUGGUUUACUAUCAGUCACCCCUGUGGUGGCAGGAAUCUGCCCGAGACCAUGGAGAUGGUCUCCUGAGUUUUAAAUGUCCACCCACGGUCUUCAUCUCAGAUAUAGCUGGAUGUGUUGCCAGACAUGUGAAUAAUAGGACUCAUCAAAAGUUUUUUCAGUCACAUGAUGGCAGGCUAUGUGCUCCAACAUCAGAAAACAUUUCUGCUGCAUUGGAAAAAAAACUUACAGUGCAGAAAGAAUGGGUGAAUACCCUUCGAAGCUCCAUGGGGCCAAAUAUACACGAAGACCAAACAAGUGACAGAUUCACCUGCCCUCACCCUCUGACUGGAACUCGUGAACGGUACUCCCUCUAUGACCGUUUUCAUGAGAAAAACCAAAAAAGGCCUGAAGAGAGACUGAGGAGCAUAAAACUUUUUCCAGAUCUUGCCUGUAUUGUUAAUUCGUCUUCAGCAGAGCAAAUCAACAAAGAGCUGUCAACCAGCAGGUAUUUCCUCUGCCAACUGAAGGACAUUCAUUACAUGUUCGCCUUGCGGCUGUGUUUCCAUCUGCACAACCAGAGGAUCAAUAAUAACUUCUUGCAGGACAUUCAAAAAAUGUCCCAAAAAGAUGUGCACCUAGGGCUACAUGGACACCUAUUAAUAGGUGUGGAUGAGGAAACAGACAAAGAGAUGUACCAAAGAACAUCUGCAAAGUCAUUAACUGACCUGUGAGCUGAACAGACAAAGUUGAGGAAGAUAUGGAUAGUUUCACUGUGUCAUUGUUUCCUAUAAGUGAACAAAAUAAGGACAAGCUGAAACAACAUUACAUUUCCUGGAGGAGAGAGAGACAAAUAAUUCACAGAUUUUCAGCAUAUGCAACACUGUAUAUUGCAGACUUAAGAUGUGCUUGCCCCUCUUCUCUUUUAGAGGAAGACCCAAACAAGAACAUGCCUUGGUUAAAUGAUAAUGCCGUGAACUGUCGUCUUGCUCAAAUUGCAGCAGAAACUCAGCAUGUUGUUGCCUUAUACACAGAUGUGUACAUUUUGUGGUACAGAGAGUGGACAAAAAACAAAGCCAUUUCAAGGUCACAUGUGCAAGAUCUUGAGAAUGCUCAAAAAAUCCUGCUCCCAAGAAUCGUUGGUGGUAAUACACCCGAACGGGGAAACCACUUUAUACUCUGGGUUUUCGAUGUCUCUGGAAAACAAGUGCGUAUUUAUGAUUCAAUGGAGAUCUACAAUUCUAUUGAAAGAAAUGACAUGGAGAUUCUGAGAGAGGCUUUUCAAAAACAUGGGUCACUGGAUGGCUGGACUGUUUGCAAUCCAGAACAGUGGAUGCAGCGAGAUGGUGUGAACUGUGGGGUAUUUGUUUGCACUGCAGCUGAAAUGGAAGCCAAAAACCUGAAAAUGUCUUCUGAAGUGCUGCAAACUUGUCAGAUAGUACACCUGCGUGUUUACCAUGCCACAAGCAUGUUGAAAGAUGUGAUGACUGAAGACUUUCCGACUGCAAUUGGAGAAAGAGAGGAAGGUGAAAUAGAGACCAACACCUGCAUGGCCCAGGACAUAAAAGCAUGUGUUUAUCAAAACACAGGAAAUAAAACCCUGCAUCCACACAUCAAACGGAUGAAGUGGGUUCAGUGUGAUCUGUGCAACAAAUGGUUACACACUGAUUGUGCUGGCAUAGACCCUACAACAAUUCACAAAGACACGCCCUUCAGCUGUGGAUGUGAUCAACAACCAUAUUAUUUUCAAAGCACCCUCACAGCUUUGAAACAGGGACUUUUGGUUGAUACAGUUGUGGAGGAUGAAGAAAUUGGUAAACUUCAUCAUGACCUCACAUCUGGUGCUGUUAGAUCACACAGAAUGUUUUUACAUAAACAUCCCAGUUAUGCACCCAAACUGAAAAACCAAUGUAACCUACGGAUCUCCGUUUUUGAUCAAGAACAGACUGAGGGAAUCAUUGACAAGGUGUACAGUGUUUUGGCAUUGGAAAAAAACAGAUUUAUGUAGCCCUUCGUAUGCUAUGGAAGUCAUGACACCUGAGAUAACCAUUCUGAAUAAGAAAGACAGAGGGGUUCCACAGAUUCCAAGCGGAAAUGGCCUUUGCAGCUGCACACUGUGUGUGUGUGGAAUAAUAGUUUUAGUGCGACAAGCAGUGGCCUAUAUUGAUUCUUGUUUUUUAUUUGUAAAUAGAUUUUGUUUCUUUGUUUUUAUUUGUAAAUAGUUUUUGU
Molecule: messenger RNA, 3036 nt
Organism: Xyrauchen texanus (razorback sucker)
Lineage: Eukaryota; Metazoa; Chordata; Actinopteri; Cypriniformes; Catostomidae
Exons: 20
Coding region: 1568-2815 (415 amino acids)
Biological process (GO): proteolysis
Molecular function (GO): cysteine-type peptidase activity
Source: RefSeq, a predicted model, not a curated record